Molecule: messenger RNA, 1406 nt
Organism: Zea mays
Lineage: Eukaryota; Viridiplantae; Streptophyta; Magnoliopsida; Poales; Poaceae
Product: Caffeoyl-CoA O-methyltransferase 2
Exons: 2
Coding region: 368-1150 (260 amino acids)
Source: RefSeq, a predicted model, not a curated record
UGAGGCAUGAGUCAAUCAGAUCGGAAUGCCACUCGUCAUGCUGGUGCUGGAGAGGAGCGAUGUCUCCCGGUCAAACACGGCGUGGCCGCUAAACGAUGCUACUGUUCAAACGGGUUGGUGGCGUGCACCUGGUAAUGGUAAAAGAGAAGAAGGACACACGGUUCUUGAUGCAUACAAAUCAAAAUAAAGAAUAUCAGCUAUUGACGAUCACCCAUGACUGCAUCUCUGCUGCAUGUGUGAGCUCAAGAACCGGGCCAGGAGCGACGCGAGGGAGGGAGGGAGCACCGUGAUCCUCACUCAGCCUCCCCUUCUGACCAGCGGCCAGUAGUGCAUCUCAUCAGAUCAGGGAACCAGAAGAUAAUAUAAGAUGGGGUGCGUGUCGUCCAAGAUCCUAGCGAAAUCAGGGAGCUUUCAGGAGAAGGUGAGCGGCCUGGGCCACGCCCACGGCUUCCAGAGGAGCAGCGCCAUCGAGGAGAUCAUCCUGUCCACCUCCAAGAGCAGCGGCGACCAGUUCAUGGCGCUCCUCCGCACAUCAUCCCGCGCCAGCUCGUCGUCGGCCGAGGCGCAUAGCCCCGCGCCGCCGCCGGCAGCUGCUGCUGCUGCCAGGAUCGAGACGGUCGACGUGGCCGAGCUGCUCGCCGGCCUGGAGGAAGGCAGCUGCGGAACGGCAGGCGAGGCUCAGGCUCCGUCGCGGCCCCGCGCGUCGGCCGGUAGGGCCAGGAGCUUCCGCACGGUGGAGGAGCUGGACGCGAUGCUGCUACUGACGCAACAUCAGCAGCAGCAGGAGGACGAGAAGCUUGCUACAGCCACGGAGGGGGCAGAGGCAGCACGCGUGUCGGAGGGCGCCAAGCGGAGUGGGCGCGCGCGGCAUCUUGGCGAGCUGCAAGUGCCGGCGGCGGCGGCGUUCGACUUCUCCAAGUCCGGGAGCCUGCGGGACUGGCUGCGGCAGGGCGGGCAGACCUUCUCGCCGGGCUCCUACGUCACGCCCAGGUUCGGAACGCCGGCGGCGGCUGAGCGCGGGGGAGGCGAGCAGCAGCAGCAGGAGGCGCUGCUGUUCGACCCGGAGCUGGUGGCGCAGUUGGAGCGCGCCAUGGAGCAGCUGUCGGAGGACAGGGGCCGCGUCCUGGACCAGAUCCUGGGCUGUAAGUGAAGGGGUCCACGUACGUACGUACGGCCCGCUAGAAAUGAGGGCGAACGGGCCGCGAAGCCGUCUCUCUCCUCUCGUGGAGGGAGGAGGCUGUUGGGCUGGGACUGAAGAUUUUGUGUGUUUAUUAGUUGGUCGUCGUUGUAUAGAUAGAUUAAAUAAAAAAUAAACAUAACAACAAGAUUAAUAAUAAUAAUAAUAAUAAUAAUAAUAAUAUUAGCAGUCGAGGGUAGUGUGUGUGACUGUUCACCCUCAUCGAUCA